AUGCUCCGCGACGAGCUCCUCCGGUCCAAAAAUGAUGAGAUCACACAAUGUUUGCAGUCGCGAAAGAGAAAAUUGAGUGAGCUCUACUUUGCGACCGUAGGGUUUCCAGGCGCGGCCGAGGGAGCGACCGCGGAUUCUCUCUACCAGCAACAGGAACUUCAGUUUCUCGACGCCAAUGAUCUCUCCAAAGGUUACUAUUUCAACGAAGCUACCCUCCCCCCCUUCCCAAAUCUUCCUCAGAAACCAUCCCAGCAAAGCUUUCCUUCCACCGACUCUCCUGCUGUGAGCGUUUCUGUCCCGCAGGAAACCGCGACCGGACCGCUCCCGGUUGAUAAUCGUCCUGGCAGCCAGGAUGCUCAGAGUCGCGCAACAACGAACAAGGCAGAACUACAGAAACCCUCCACUCCUAUACAAAUAGAUGUCGCACCAACCAAUAAAGCUGCCCAGCAAGUUCCUCGCAUUCCUCCAUCACCAUCAAAACCGUCUACGUCGCAAUUGACCCCCGCCGCGACUGGUAAUGCGCCUCAACUCACAGCACCAGGAACUCCAGUUAGCACAGUAGCUGAUGUUUCCACCUCCCCAUCCCAACUUCGACAAAGCCCCAGAGAUAAACCUUCUCAACUACCUUCAGUCGAACAGGCUGUUCCGGCAAAAUCGCAGACCGUUCCAUCGAAACUUGAAGUCAAACAAGAUCGCAAGCCCGCUCUAUCCCUAGGCGCAGUUGCGCAUCUCGAUCAACCUCUUUCUCCAGCUUCAUCUAUCGAGCCCUAUUCCACAAACACCCCUGUCCCUCCUACUGCUUCUUCCGAUACAAGUCCGGAUGAGGCCGAAGAGGCUGAUGACCAUAUCACUGUCUCGGAAAAGUCUGAGGUUGUGCCUAAAGGACAUCCUGCUCCUCAGGAUGCCCCAACGACAACUGUGCCCUCCACCCCUGACGAGCAACUUAGACUUGAGGAGGCCCAAUCUCUUCGGGGUAAUGCGCAGGCUUUGACUGCUAGUGACGCCAUUGGAGACCGUGGUCAACCAGGGAUUACACCAGUUUCAAACCAGGUCAUCAAGGAGGAUGUACAUGUUACGCCAAUAGCUCCGUCAUCCGUUGAUAAAAUAGGUGCCCAGAAAGACUCGAACCUUGCGCCAUCGCACAUAGACAAACGAUUGCCGACCAACGAAGUUUCUUCAGAGAGUAUAGAAAGUCACCCUGUGCCCUCCGUGGAUAUCCCCGCAAACAUCAAAACUGAGCAUCCAGCUUCCGAUUUAUCAGGGUGCGUUUCCAAGAUUUCAUCAACCCCGAUGCAUCCCGCACCUGAGAGGAUGACAACUCGGGUGUCAUCAGGUGCUAUAAGGCAUAAGUCAGUCUCGGAAAUUCUUGGAGAGACUCCCAAAACCCCAAUAUCGCGCACUGAUGGAUUCUUGGGAGAUUCAACGCGCGAGACUCCGAUGUCCGAGUUGGGGACACCUGACACCGCUACCCGAAUCAAACAGAGAAAGGACCGUGAAAAGGAUCGUGUCCGGUUGUCUACUGUGGUGUUCCCGCAAAAGCAAGCCGAAAAACAAGAGUCUUUGGACCUUGUUAGCCAACAUGGAGGCCAAUUGAUAGCUGGGUUGACUGAUGAACAAGAUUACUUAUUGACCCUUUUCCAGAAUAAGGCCUAUUCACCUCCCCGCAGUUCGAACAUAAGUACGCUUUUGGGAUCUGCUCACAAGACUCUGAGUACAUCCAAUCACUUUCUGGAGUACCAAGAACAGAUGGACUGUCGUACUUUACGGCGAAUUUACUCCCUUCAGAACGCCAAUCGGUGGCCACUUCGCCAGAUGAAAAGAUCAGUUGAACCUCAACGCCAGGGCACGCAUUGGGAUGUCUUGCUAGAUCAUAUGAAAUGGUUGCGCACAGACUUUCGAGAAGAGCGCAAAUGGAAAAUCGCAGCCGCCAAGAGCUGUGCUGACUGGUGUGCCGAAUUCAUCAAUAGUGGCUCUGAACAGCGAGCGCAGCUUCGCGUGAAUGCCAAGAUACCAUCUUCGAGACAGCCGGAGAUUGCAGAGACCAAGGAACCUCGUGCCGAGACUACAAUUGCCCCAGAAGAUUUUCUACCUGCUUCUCAGCCUACGCCUGAAUUGGUGCCAUCCGCAGAGGAUGAGUCUGGUAGCGAGGGCUUUGCAGAGGAGCUGCGAACAGAUCUGAAAGACAUGGUUGCUCCUGCAGCCAUGUUUUCGCUCGGAUCUGAUGAAUUCACGUUUUCCCUCGACUUUACCCCAACAUCCGAGAAAUUAUUGGAUGAGCUUCCUAUUUACUCUCCAAUGGGCAUAUCACCGGAAACAUGUUUGCCAAAUUUCAGAUUUCAGCCGGAUACGGAUUGGAAUAUGGAGAUUCUUCCAGUGUCUAAAUAUGCCACAGGCAGGAUUAGCUUUAGCGACGACCUACCACCUCAAAAACGAAGUCGAUAUGACUCUGUUCAAAACAGUAAUCCACCAGAACCCGAAAAUGAGGAUGUUUCUCCUGAUCAGACGAACGUUGCGCUAUUUCGUCCCGAAAAUAAGCACAUUCGGGAUCGCAUCCAUCCUGGUCACUCUUUCCGCCCUCCUACUGAACACCCAAUGCCAUCGGUUGGCUUUUUUGAGUCUAGAAACUCUUCGCAAUGGACUGUCAUGGAAGAUGACGAGCUUCGUCGUUUAGUGAAGGAUUACUCAUACAACUGGUCCCUUAUUUCUAACUGUCUAUCGUCCUCUUCGAUGUUCCCAUCCGCAGCAGAGCGGCGAACACCGUGGGAAUGUUUCGAACGAUGGAUUAGUCUCGAAGGCUUGCCUGCUGAUAUGUCGAAGACUCAGUACUUUCGCGCUUAUCACCAGCGACUCGAGGCAGCUCAGCGUGCUGUUAUGGCACAACAAGCGGCGCAACAGCAGCAAUUGCAACAGCAAGCGGCGCAACAACAAGGAAAUGGAAAUACGGGACAAACACAACCCUUCAUUAGAAAGAGGACAACACAACCUAUGAGAGUAGAACGUCGACGAACUUCGCGCCAUUUGGCUCUCCUAGAAGCCAUGCGCAAACUAGCAAAGAAACGGGAAACAACUCUUCAGAAGCAACAGCAAGCAUCUCACCUUGCUUCCCUGCGGAAGGUUAAUGAAGCGAGUCAGCCCAAGCCACCCAUCACCAACCCAGCUGAAUUCAGUAAGAUGAAGUACGAAAGAGAACAAAAACUCCAGGAGAGACAAGAGCACUACCGCCAACAGAUGAUUGCUCAACAAAGGGCCACCCUAGCUGCCCAACGUGCCGGACAACUCUCAAAUCAGCAAACCACUGCACUGAACGGUGCCAACGGCCGAGCUCCAGGCAAUGUACCUGCCACCGGUUCUCAGCCAAUACCUGGUACCACGUCGAACGCAGUGGCGAGUGGCGUUUCUUCCAAUGCAGUUAUCAACAAUGGUAACGCCAUGCCUAUGCAAGCUAUGCCCAACGGAAGACCUAUGAAUAGCCCUCUACCGCCGAACUCGAUGCCUGUGAAGAUGGUUCCACAGCCAGGCAUGCAACAGCAAAUAGCUGCACGGCCAGGAAUUGCCAUUCAAGGAUCUCCUGAUAACGCGCGCAUCAUGCGGGAGGCUAAUCGAUUGUCGGAGCAACAACGCAUGCUUCAGUCUCGCCAGCAACAAGUCCAGCCGUCCGGACAACAGCAAUUCCAUAAUGCUCAACAGUUCAAUCAGCAAGGAGCCCACUCGCCAAAUGUUAAUGUUCAAGGAAUGAACGGCAAUCCCAGCAACGCAGCGAUGAUUGCCGCUAUGCAGGCUGCAGGUGGAAUGGCCAGUCCGUCUUUUCAUGGCACCAAUGCUCAAGGCAUAUCACCAUCUUCUCCACGAAUGGCUCAACCUCCCCACCUUUCAACCGGCGUCGUUCCAACAAUAACAAACAUCCAAAACCAGAUUCAGAGGAACCACCCGAAUCUAUCGCCUGAGCAAGUGACUAAAUUGGCAACAGAACGUCUUCAUGUAUAUCAACAGCAACAGCAGCGUAUGUCUCAAGCAGCUAUAAACGCUAAUGCCGGAAAUAUGAAUGCCGUGCAGUCCAACUAUCAAAUCUCCCCAGAUUCCAAUUUCCAAGCCAACGGAAAUGCUGGAAUACCGAACUCUCAGGCGCAAUUUUCACCGUUGAUGCGAGUAACUCAGCCCAAUCAACAGAAUCACGUUCCUGUGGGUAGCUCUCCAUCUAUGAAUGGCAGCGUUCUCCCACAGAGCAGAAGUGCUACACCGCAAGCUCAACGCAGUGGAAGCGCAGCUGGCACCAACAAAAGUCCACAUCCUCCUCCGGCCCAAAUGGCUAGCAGUUAA
Messenger RNA from Talaromyces rugulosus, 4317 nucleotides. RefSeq lists its product as uncharacterized. NCBI's taxonomy places the organism in Eukaryota, Fungi, Ascomycota, Eurotiomycetes, Eurotiales, Trichocomaceae. The coding region runs from base 1 to 4317 and encodes 1438 amino acids. The transcript has 5 exons. The record is from RefSeq and is a predicted model, not a curated record.